UGCAUGCAUCACUUUCUUCAACCUAAAUCUAUAAUGAAAUCUUCAAUUGAAUAAACUCGUCUUAUUGCUUUGCCUACAUUGAAGUUUUAGAUCAUACUCACAUGACAAACCACAACCAUGUAACAAACUCCAAUUUUCCCCCACUUUAAUACCAAAACAUUAUUAUUUCAUUUUUUCAAUACUACUGAAAGAACUUGAUAUAUUGAUCUCUAAUUUUGUUAAGAUACGUAAAUUUGGAGAUUGGUUGAUUUAUUUAUCAUUUAAAUAUGUCUUUAGUCUUUAUCAAUUAUUGGUCCGUCCUUCGUUUUGGUUUUGGUUUACAAGUUAUUAAAUAUACUAUCGAAAGCUGGGUUUGGGAAGUUAGUUUACGGUAAAAUGUCAAAAUGUCGAGAAAAUGAGAUGGUUGACUUUUAUUUCAUCUAUUUUGAGUUUGGGCCAAGCCCAUUAUAAUAGCCCUAAACAUUAAGCUAUAUUUUUCCCUCUUGUGCUUUUUAAUAAUUUGUAAACACAAAACAUACCCGCCGUGACGCCGUCAACAUUUAUUUUCGUGCGUCUUCUUCGCUGUAUAUCGGAGUAUCGGCUCCUUCUCCGUUUCUUCCGUUUUCAGUUGCCAUCAUUAUUUCUUCUUCACUCCGUUUCAUUUGAAUAAUUUCUUAUUCUACUUCUUCAUUAUUUUUCGUCCUCUUAUAUUUGUUACGGUUUAAUGACUUGACCGAACCGAUCAAUGCACCGGUUCCCGGCUGAACUGGUUUGUCCCGGCGCUCCGGUUUCCGGCUACGUCGAAUAGUAAAAGUAUCAAUCAAAAUUGCUUAGCUGCUUCCCUGCAACAAUGGAUGAUGGCCAUGAAUUGACUUGUCAAUUCUGUAACUCUGUAGGUGAAGCUGAAGAAUUUGAUGGUAAAUACUAUUGCCGUAACUGCGGAGAACAGAAUCUCGACGUCGUCGAUACAGCUACCGACGUCGGAGCAGAAGCCGGUUCCGCCGGUGUCUACUUACUCAGCCACCAACGCCGCGUAACUGCUCCAAUUAAUGCAGUACCAAUCUCUCACUUUAAAUCACAAUCUAAUUUAAUUGAUAAACUAGGGUUAGCAGAUAAAAUUUCUCAACCGAAUGAUCCUUUUAAAGUGAAACUAGAGAGAAUAGACGAAUCUCAGUUUGAUGGGACAAAUCCCUCGAUUCCUGCAGAUUUUGGAGGCUCCAAAGUUGUAAGCUUUGAAGAUUACAUCAAUGAGAUUAGGUUAAGGUAUGUGUUGGGGUUGCAGAUGAUGAUUGAGCUUCAAUGUGAAGCACUUGUGAGGGAGUUUAAGGUUACGCCUUUAAUAUGUGGUUUGGUUGGACCAAUUUGGUUGAGGUUUGUCUCCAAGACUGGUGUUUUUGAUGAUGAUUGGGCUGAUCAAGUAAUUCAUGACUCUGAGGUGCAGCAAGAAGGUGAACCAGAAGAAGAUUAUAAGUCACGUGCCAAAUACAAAGCAGAACCUCGCAAUAUGUUUGGUCAGCGAGCGGUGCUUAUAUGGUUUAGGUCUUUAAAGAAAAGGAUUCCACUGGUUUGCACUGUUGUUAUUUCGUAUCUGGCAUGUCAUAUUGCCAGGGAAGCCAUCCUGCCAUCAGACAUGAUUGAGUGGACACUUGAAGGGAAGCUUCCAUAUUUUUCUGCUUUUGUUGAAAUUGAGAAGCGCAUCGGACUUCCCUCGAUUGCAUGUCCUAUCAGUUCAAGUUUUAUGUUCAGGCCUCAGCGAGCUUUUUCGGUACAGAAACUAGAGUCAUCUGCUGCAUCCGUUGCUCAGCUUUUAGGAUUGGAGUUACCUCCUGUGAACUUUUAUGCAUUAGCCUAUCGUUAUCUUGAAAAACUAUCACUUCCUGUUGAAAAGAUUCUUCCGUUUGCAUGCCGCAUUUAUGAAUGGACAAUGUCUCCAGAUUUGUGGUUAUCCUUAUCCAAGGAUUAUUUUAGGCUACCUACUCAUGUUUGUGUUGUAUCGAUUCUGGUAGUAGCAAUAAGGAUUUUGUAUAACAUAAAUGGUAAUGGAGAAUGGGAGAAAAGUUUAUCUCAUAAUAGUGAUAGUGCCAAUGACAAUGACGAAAAGGAUACCACUUUUGGCAUUCACGACGAGCAUUGUUUUGGUAAUUAUUCAGUAGGACGCCAAAAACCCGAAUUGGAUUCUACUGGGCUUCUUCAACAUCUUCACGCAAUAUACAAUGAGAUUGAAGGCACUCGUGAGUAUUCCAAGGACUUACCAACAUAUCUCAAAUACUGUAGGGAUGUUGUGUUUGCUGGAUUAGAACCAUCUUAUGGGAAUCAUGAAGAACAAAAUAUGAUGGACAAUCUAUGGAAUUUUUAUCAGAAUGAAGAGAAUUCUAAACCACCGGAACUUGAAAAACAACACAACAAUUCUUUUAACCAAACGGGGUUGAGGGAUGAAGGAAGUGUGAGAAGGACACCUAAAAAGCAAAAGAGUAAAAGAAAAUGUUUCGAUGAACCCUCUCCUGAUGAGGACAUCUGCCUUGAAAGUGACUUCCCAGGAAGUUUGAGUAAUGAUGAUUCCUUCGAGAGUUUGCCAGACGACGAAGACUCAGAUUCCAAUGAGGGUGACAAAGGUUCAGGAAACUCUGUUGUCAAGGAAGCCAUUAGAGAGUUGAAAUUAGACAUGGAGGAAAACAGAUUUUGUUACCUACCGCCUAAUGUCAAGUCGAAAAAAUUUGGUUAUGUUCACUAUAUCAGAAAGAAGGAUAAAGGUGCCCUGAUCUAUGUUGCUCAUGCUGAUUAUUACAUUUUGCUUCGGGCUUGCGCGAGAGUUGCACAUGACGACAUUCGGAUUUUGCACAUCGGUGUUUUGAGCCUUGAAAGAAGACUUGCUUGGCUGGAGAAACGGAUUCAUCGAUGCUUGCAUUUGAAACCUCCCAAAAUUUCUUGUCAGUUUUGUAGUACUAGGGCCACUGAAAAUGGAUCAGAUGAUGUUCAUGUACCUGAACUAUCAAACUUGACUAUUUGAAAUUUUUUUUUUCUUUCUUACAGUUUAGCCACUAAGAAGUAGAAUUUAAAAACAUAACUAUUUGAUGACCAAAUACAAAAUAAAGAUAAAUAUUUCAUUUCCA
Cicer arietinum (chickpea) is the source of this 3089-nucleotide messenger RNA. Its product is annotated as TATA box-binding protein-associated factor RNA polymerase I subunit B. Gene Ontology annotation, cellular component: RNA polymerase I core factor complex. Gene Ontology annotation, biological process: nucleolar large rRNA transcription by RNA polymerase I; RNA polymerase I preinitiation complex assembly. Gene Ontology annotation, molecular function: RNA polymerase I core promoter sequence-specific DNA binding. The record is from RefSeq and is a predicted model, not a curated record. Lineage: Eukaryota; Viridiplantae; Streptophyta; Magnoliopsida; Fabales; Fabaceae.